Messenger RNA from Kluyveromyces lactis, 1863 nucleotides. RefSeq lists its product as uncharacterized. The transcript has a single exon. NCBI's taxonomy places the organism in Eukaryota, Fungi, Ascomycota, Saccharomycetes, Saccharomycetales, Saccharomycetaceae. The record is from RefSeq and is a predicted model, not a curated record. Gene Ontology annotation, biological process: transmembrane transport. Gene Ontology annotation, cellular component: membrane. The coding region runs from base 1 to 1863 and encodes 620 amino acids. Gene Ontology annotation, molecular function: transmembrane transporter activity.
AUGGUGCAAAACGGGAGUGUCCUUGAAGAUGAAGAGACACCUAUUCUCUCUCGUAGGGAUGAAGAUAGUCCUGAAUCUGCUCAGGAGUACACCAAUGAGGGAUUAGAGUAUGUUGCUGAGAAUACUGGUGUUGCAAUUCUAGAAAGCACUUUAGUCGAUGAAGAGGAGGAGGGAGAAACCGAUGAGACUCGAUGGCUAAGAGAAUCCAGAUUACACCACGAGACGUUGAAGUGGUGGUCAAAACCGUCGCUAGUAUAUUUAUGUGUCAUCCUAGUUUCCAUUUCGUUGACUGAUACCCUAGUACUUGCUCCGUUUACACUAUUGUCUAUGAAGAAGAUUUGUGAAAGUAUAGCUCAAUCAAACAAUGAGUGGAGCAUUGAUGGUUCUCCUGUUUGCGAUCCUUCUAAGGUGCAAGAGAAGCUUUCGGGACUAACUUCAAUUAUUUUCUUGAUCAAUGGUGUUGCUGGUACUUUGCUUUCUGGUAAGCUCGGCGAAUUAUCGGACAGAUUUGGGAGGGUUCCAAUUUUUGUGUACGUUGGAAGUAUCAAGGCGAUUGGGUUAGUGAUUAUGUUGUAUGUGUAUCAUACGAAGAACGUAUUUCAUACUUCUCUAUUUAUUAUUGGGCAAUGUGUUCCAUCCUUUGGGGGUUCGAUGAUUACACUUAUAGCAAACGGAAACAGCUAUAUAUCAGAUAUUGUGGAACCGGAGCUCAGGCCGAUUUACAUCAGUUUCGUUAUGAGUUCAAUAUAUGGAUCUAUAGGACUGGGUCCCUUCUUGAGUUCUAUCUUAGUCAAGCUUUCUCACGGUGAUAAUUUUGUUCCAAUUUGGGUCGCUUUGGGAUUAGCAGUUUCUCUAACUUUAGUUUGCGCCUUCCUUAUGUCUGAAUCUAGACAUGAAAUGGCCAGGUUAAAGUCCCAAACUAAGUUCCUGAGACGAAGGGAGAGCAUCAAUAGUGCCAGAUCACGGCAAUCAGAUAUGGCAGGUGGAGCCAAUCGGUCAUAUACAGUACUGAAAUAUACUGCUCUACAAUUCUUCGACUUUUUGUCUCCAGUGAGAAAUUUAUGGAUUGCUCCUACUGCCGCCGGUUCCUUGGUUCCAAGAUACAUGGUUUUAUUGCUUGUUGGAAUAGAUAUCAUGUUUGUCAUAUCUACAGCGGCAUCUAUACCGGCGAUUGUUUUAGCCUUUGUUUUCAUGUUCGGUUGGAGUUCAGAGCAAUUAGGUUACUUUGUGUCUUUAAUGGGACUCGGCAAGGCUGCUGCUUUAUUAGUUCUCGCACCGCUGGCACUACAUCUUUUGAAGAAACGAUUCAAAACGUUAUCAAAAUCUGUGGACCACACAGACAUGGUUGUACUACGUGUUUCUUCCUUUUUUAUUCUACUUUCGCUAGUAGUAUUAGUGAUUAGUCGAAGUGAAUCCGCUGCAUACGUAUACGUUCUCCUACAAAUACUGGGAAGCAUGCUAUCCCCAACAGUGCAAUCCACAGUUAUCAAAUACGGAUCGAAAAGUUCUACAGGUGAGUUAUUUGGUGCAAUGGCAUUAAUUAGAAGUUGUGCAAUGAUGGUAAUGCCAUCGUUAUUUUUGAAAUUGUAUUCGAGAACAGUGAAUUUGGACCCCUUAUUUUUCGUGUACAUUCCCUUAGUAUUAUGUAUCGGAGCCUGUCUGAUGACAGCGUUUUUGAAAAUUGUCGAUGACCCUGAAUUGUUGAGACGCCAGUCUGAAGUAACCCUUGCACGGCCUGACCUUGAUACUACAAAGACUUUUGCUAAACCAGCCUACAACCCAACUUCUGGCCCCCAAGAAAUCGCCAAUCAUUCAAGGCGCGAGUCCUCCGCAAAAUCACUUAGAAUUCCGAUCUCAAGAUAA